UUUAAUUUCUUUUUCAAAGACAAACAUGGCCAUGAGUGAGGAUCAUGAUGAUGAUGUUUAUGUUGGUUUCAUGUGGGAAAAUCAAUCAUGGAGUGAUAUCUUGAAUUCUGAGAAUAUAGGUGAGAGUAGCAAACAAAAGUUAGACAUGAAAUCAUUGAACCAUAAAAAAAGACUUCAUGAUGGAGAAGUUCUUGGGAAUAAAAAACGAAGUCGAGGCGGGGGUGUGAUUAGAAGUGAGAAUGAUAUGAAUGGUGAAGUUAAAGAUGAAAUGUAUCGUGAUUUAGAUCAUGAAAUGCAUAUCUUAACUGAGAGAGAAAGGAGAAAGAAAAUGAGAAACAUGUUCUCCGACCUCCAUGCUCUGCUUCCUGAACUACCUUCUAAGGCGGAUAAAUACACAAUUGUGGAUGCAACAGUAAAGAAAAUAAAAAAUCUACAAAACACUAUUGAAAACUUAGAAAAGAAGAAGCAAGAAAAGCUUAAAUGUGUAUCUGUAUUCGGAAGUGAGUCAUCAUCUGUGAUCAAAAAAUCACAUUGGCAUCCCUAUGAAUCAAGGGAAACAAUCAUUACUGAUCAUGGAUCCUCAAGUUAUAAUGAUAAUUUUUCUACUAGUGAAAUGACAACUUCAUUUCCCAAUUCAAAAGCAUUAGCACAGUCUGCAUCUCCACCGCAUCAAGUAGCUUUUCAAACUUGGUCUUAUCAAAAUGUUGUAUUAAACAUUCGGGGUGGUGAAGCACAAUUUUGCAUAUGUGCUACUAAAAUGUUAGGUCUUUUGACAAAGAUUGCUUUUGUGUUGGAAAAAUAUAGGAUUGAUGUUAUAUCUACCAGCAUUACAUGCAAUGAAAAUGGAAAAUUCUACAUGAUCCAAGCUCAUGCUAGGCAAUGUCUACAUGAUUCAAUUUCAAUGGAGGAAACUUACAAGCAAGCUGCUAGAGAAAUUAUGAUGUGGAUCUCUUAAAAUUUAGAUUAUAGAAUUUGUCGUUGUAUUCCGUAUGAUUUUUAAUUUAGUUUUUUUCUUCCAAAAAUGUUAGAAAUGGCCAAACUUACAUUAUUG
Vicia villosa (hairy vetch) is the source of this 1051-nucleotide messenger RNA. Its product is annotated as transcription factor bHLH95-like. Gene Ontology annotation, biological process: endosperm development; regulation of DNA-templated transcription. The coding region runs from base 26 to 955 and encodes 309 amino acids. The record is from RefSeq and is a predicted model, not a curated record. Lineage: Eukaryota; Viridiplantae; Streptophyta; Magnoliopsida; Fabales; Fabaceae. The transcript is spliced from 3 exons. Gene Ontology annotation, molecular function: DNA-binding transcription factor activity; protein dimerization activity.